GACUGGGGCUGGCUCCAAGUAGCACUGGCCUGCCUGAGUGGGAGGUGGUAGGUAGUUGCCUAGGAAGGAACUCAGUCAUUGUGCCUGUUUCCCCAGUUGAGAGUGUGGGGCUAACUGGAGGGACAUACCACAAGCUCGGAAGGAGAGAGAGCCAAGGACAGGACGCCCUCAUCCCCGUUCUCCGCCAAAACUGCGGCACCUGGGUGUCAGGAUCGCAAGCGGGGCGAGGGGAUGGGAAAUGGGGAAAGAGGGCUGUAGGACCCGGCGGGAGCUACCUUGGUCGGGGAGGGAACUCGGCGGGAGGAAAGAAGGGAGGGCAGAAAAGGGAAGGUGAUGGGGAGCGAGCAACCGCACUCACCGCGCCGCACGAGUUGCACGGCUUGGGCGGACCGGACCUGGACUUUAUAAAAGGAGCCCAUCUGCUUCGUGGCUCAUACGCUCCUCCUGGGCUGGCGCACACCGCUUCCCUCCAGCUCACUCAGAAACCUGCCCCUUCCCCGCGUGCCAAGCUAGGUUCCCCAGACCAGUGCUGCCCAGCGGCAUGACUCUGAGUGGUGCCAGUGGGACCGAGGUGGCCGCGGCGGCAACGCGGUGCGAGCAGCCGCAGCCCCAGCCCUCGAGUCCCCCCUCGUGCGGCCCCGUCUCCGCGGGGCAGCUAGCCGGAGUGGCCAGCGCGUGAAAAGAAGGGAGGGCAGAGCUCCGGCGCGAGGCGCGGCGCAGCACAGCUCCCAGACUUCACCCCACCCAACUCUGGCGGCCGCAGCCGCCGCAGGAAACUGCCACAGCCGGGGGAAGGGGGCGGGAAUGCAAGACCAGGACCCCUUGCUGGCCCGCACGCUUUGGUCUCAACACCUAGGAAACUCCUGCGGGCAGAUUCUGCAGAUCAAGGAGCGCCCAGGUUAGGAGACGCUCAGCCCCGAGCAAUUGGGGGUAAGAGACCCCACCUGACUAAUGCUCCCUCCUCAAACAAUAAAUCACCCUCCACCACUAGACACUCAGGUGGAAGCUGGAGCAGGGCUUGGUGGGCCAGUCCUUAGCAAGACGGGGAGUGGAGAAGAGCAGCCAGAGACGCGGCGACAGCGCAAGGCGCACUGGAAGUGUAGGGGACGCGCUCGCCUGCCUCGGCUGCCGCGCCCUUGACCUCUUGUUUCAGCUGGAGACGUGGGUGGGGAGUAAUUGAGGAACCCACGGAAAUAACUAGCAACCGGGGGACAAGACUGUGGUCUCUUGUACUGUCCUUUCGCCCUCUCCCUUGUCCGUUCCAUGCUCGGGAGCUGCGCCCGGGGCGAGGAGAGACAUGGAGGAAACCGGCGCUCGGUGCGCCCCGCCGCCGCCUGCGGGCUCCCAGAUUGGGGUUUCUCAAGCCAACCUUUCCGCUGCCCCCUCCCAAAACUGCAGCGCCGAGGGCUACAUUUACCAGGAUUCCAUCGCCCUGCCCUGGAAAGUACUACUGGUCAUGCUGCUGGCGCUCAUCACCUUGGCCACCACGCUCUCCAACGCUUUUGUGAUCGCCACUGUGUACCGGACGCGGAAGCUACACACCCCGGCCAACUACCUGAUUGCCUCCCUGGCGGUCACCGACCUGCUCGUAUCCAUCCUGGUGAUGCCCAUCAGCACCAUGUAUACGGUCACUGGCCGCUGGACCUUGGGCCAAGUGGUCUGCGACUUGUGGCUGUCGUCGGACAUCACCUGUUGCACUGCUUCCAUUCUGCACCUGUGUGUCAUCGCCCUGGACCGCUACUGGGCCAUCACCGACGCCGUGGAGUACUCAGCUAAAAGGACUCCCAGGAGGGCAGCGGUCAUGAUCGUGCUGGUGUGGGUUUUCUCCAUCUCCAUCUCGCUGCCACCCUUCUUCUGGCGUCAAGCCAAAGCCGAGGAGGAGGUGUCGGACUGUGUAGUGAACACCGACCACAUCCUCUAUACCGUCUACUCCACGGUGGGCGCUUUCUACUUCCCCACCCUGCUCCUCAUCGCCCUCUACGGCCGCAUCUAUGUGGAAGCCCGCUCCCGGAUUUUGAAACAGUCUCCCAAUAAGACCGGCAAGCGUUUGACCCGAGCCCAGCUCAUAACCGACUCCCCUGGUUCCACGUCUUCGGUCACCUCCAUUAACUCGCGGGCUCCCGACGUGCCCAGCGAAUCCGGGUCUCCUGUGUACGUGAACCAAGUCAAAGUGAGGGUCUCCGACGCCCUGCUGGAAAAGAAGAAACUCAUGGCCGCUAGGGAGCGCAAAGCCACCAAGACCCUGGGGAUCAUUUUGGGAGCGUUUAUUGUGUGUUGGCUCCCCUUCUUCAUCAUCUCUCUGGUGAUGCCUAUCUGCAAGCAUGCCUGCUGGUUCCACCUGGCCAUCUUUGACUUCUUCACGUGGCUGGGCUAUCUCAACUCCCUCAUCAACCCCAUUAUCUAUACCAUGUCCAAUGAGGACUUCAAACAAGCGUUCCAUAAACUGAUACGUUUUAAGUGCACACGUUGACUUGUCAAUUGCAUUGGGGUCGCCUAAGCGGCCAUUGGGGACCAUGUUGUGUCUGGUUCCACAGGUAGGUCGACUCUUCUUUCCCUGUUACUGGGUCAGAGUGAGGCGCCCCCAUCUGGGCAAGGGCAAUGGAUCCUAAGAAGCCAGGACAGCCUUGAGAGAGAGAGAGCUCUGAAAGAACUGUUCAAAAUAAAGCUUCCCGGCUGAGGAGGAGGCUCACUUUCUCCCCUCAACCCCCAGGUUCAGCACUGACCCUUCGGCAGCCAAUCACAAGGGGGGUUUGCAACUUUUUAAAAAUCUAUAAUGGAAAGGUGAUUUCUGCCCUGCUUUGGUGUCAUGGAUGAUGCCUUCUAGAACCAGUGGUACCUGUAGUUGUUGUCUGAAGCCUGUCUGAGACAGAUACAUACAGCCUGGCAGUACUUGAACUAGACACUUAACACCCUGUGUUUUGGGGAGAACUUUACGUUACAGCUUCAUUUAAGAACAGUUACUUUGGCAUCCUUCAGUCUUCAGUUUUUUGUUUAUUUAAACUUGGUUGGAGAAACUUGUGGAUUUGGUGCUUCAAACCUUAUGUGUGGCUUGGAUGGCACAGAGAAACCUUGAAGAGUUAACAGCAAAAUUCUGAUACUAAGAUCUCUAUUUUUAUUAUAAUUG
Pteropus alecto (black flying fox) is the source of this 3124-nucleotide messenger RNA. RefSeq names its product 5-hydroxytryptamine receptor 1B (gene HTR1B). The record is from RefSeq and is a predicted model, not a curated record. Gene Ontology annotation, molecular function: G protein-coupled serotonin receptor activity. NCBI's taxonomy places the organism in Eukaryota, Metazoa, Chordata, Mammalia, Chiroptera, Pteropodidae. Gene Ontology annotation, cellular component: plasma membrane. Gene Ontology annotation, biological process: vasoconstriction; regulation of behavior; chemical synaptic transmission. The transcript has a single exon. The coding region runs from base 1298 to 2470 and encodes 390 amino acids.